Molecule: messenger RNA, 3285 nt
Organism: Thermothelomyces thermophilus ATCC 42464
Lineage: Eukaryota; Fungi; Ascomycota; Sordariomycetes; Sordariales; Chaetomiaceae
Product: glycoside hydrolase family 31 protein
Exons: 2
Coding region: 212-3160 (982 amino acids)
Biological process (GO): carbohydrate metabolic process; N-glycan processing
Cellular component (GO): glucosidase II complex
Molecular function (GO): carbohydrate binding; alpha-glucosidase activity
Source: RefSeq, a predicted model, not a curated record
CCAUUGAUCUCGUGUAAACCAGACACCUUGAAACAAACACUGGUUCAUUGUCGAACAACUAUUGAGCACCUCGACGGCCCCGGAGGUCUCUCGAUGAAGGCGACUGUGACAUAACCGCCCUUUCUCCUUUCUUCUUUUUAGUUUUCCUAGAUUUGGUCAUCUUGAUCAGCAAUCGCGUCGUGCUGUAACAAGGGUCCCGAGGACGGCCAACAUGCACGUCCCAGGCCCAUUGUCCUCGCGGUGGACGGCCUACCUUGGCCUGCUGUCCGCAUUUUCUGCAGCAUUUGCACCUGCAGUCGCCGUCAAGGAGCAUGACUUCAAAAAGUGCCAUCAAUCGGGCUUUUGUAAGCGCAACCGCGAAUUCGCCGACCACGCCCUCGCCACGAGCUCCUGGGCGUCACCCUACAAUGUCGCACCAGAUUCCGGAUCGUUCAAAGAUGGCCAGUACCAGGCUGUGAUCUUGAAGACCACCAACAGCGGCGAGACGGUUUGGCUUCCCAUUACCGUCUCUUUCCUUGAGUCUGGUACAGCGCGAGUCACGGUGGACGAAGAGAAGCGCCAGAAAGGAGAGAUUGAGUUGCGCCAUGGCAGCAAAGCGAGGAAAGAGCGCUAUAACGAGGCAGAGAAAUGGGCCAUUGUUGGAGGGAUGACUUUGGACAAGGAGGCCAAGGUCGAUUAUGAGGACAAGACGCAGAUUACCGUCAAGUACGGGCCAACCUCCAAGUUCGAGGCAACCAUCAAAUUCUCUCCCUUCAGCAUCGACUUCAAGCGGGACGGCAUCAGCCACGUCAAACUCAACGACCAGGGCCUCCUUAACAUCGAGCACUGGAGGCCAAAGGUUGACAAACCGGAGCCCGAGAAGAAGGACGGCGAUUCGACUGAAGAGAAUAAGGCAGAGGAAGCAAAGGAGGAGCCCAAGGGAGAGGAUGAGUCUACCUGGUGGGAGGAGACAUUUGGCGGCAACACCGAUACCAAGCCUCGCGGCCCGGAGAGCGUCGGUCUUGACAUCUCCUUCGUCGGCUACGAACACGUCUACGGCAUCCCCUCCCAUGCCAGCUCGCUGUCGCUGAAGCAGACCCGUGGCGGCGAGGGCAACUACCAGGAGCCGUACAGGAUGUACAAUGCUGACGUUUUCGAGUACAUCCUCGAUAGCCCAAUGACUCUCUACGGCUCUAUUCCUUUCAUGCAGGCCCAUCGUAAGGACUCGAGCGUGGGCGUUUUCUGGCUGAAUGCCGCGGAGACGUGGGUUGACAUCACCAAGGCGAAAGACUCCAAGAACCCGCUCUCUCUCGGCGGCAAGGCCAGGACCAACACGCAUACCCACUGGUUCUCCGAGAGCGGUCUGCUGGACGUUUUUGUCUUCCUCGGCCCGACGCCCAAGGAUUUGACCGCCAGGUACGGUGAGCUCACUGGCACCACUGCAAUGCCCCAGGAGUUCGCUCUCGGAUACCAUCAGUGCCGUUGGAACUACGUCUCGGACGAGGACGUAAGGGAUGUGGACCGCAAGAUGGACAAGUUCAAGAUGCCGUACGACGUCAUUUGGCUCGACAUCGAGUACACUGACGAGAAGAAGUACUUUACCUGGGACAAACACUCGUUUACAGACCCCAUCGGCAUGGGCAAGCAGCUGGACAGUCACGGCAGGAAGCUGGUUACCAUCAUUGAUCCGCACAUCAAGAAUACCGACAAUUACCCCGUCGUGGCAGAGCUAAAGUCCAAGGAACUCGGCGUAAAGAACAAAGAUGGCAACCUCUUCGAGGGCUGGUGCUGGCCAGGCUCGUCUCACUGGAUCGACGCCUUCAGUCCGGCUGCGCGCGAGUGGUGGUCGUCGCUUUUCAAGUAUGACAAAUUCAAGGGCACCAUGGAAAACACGUGGAUCUGGAACGACAUGAACGAGCCGUCGGUCUUUAACGGUCCCGAAACCACGAUGCCCAAGGACAACCUCCACGACGGAAACUGGGAACACCGCGACGUGCACAACCUGAAUGGCCUGACGUUCCACAACGCGACCUACCAUGCGCUCCUCACCCGGAAGCCCGGCGAGCUCCGCCGCCCGUUCGUGCUGACCCGGUCCUUCUUUGCCGGCUCGCAGCGGGUCGGCGCCAUGUGGACCGGCGACAACCAGGCUGCCUGGGACCACCUCAAGGCAUCGAUUCCCAUGGUCCUCAGCCAGGGUAUUUCGGGCUUCCCCUUCUCGGGCGCCGACGUCGGCGGCUUCUUUGGCAACCCGGAGAAGGAGCUUUUGACGCGGUGGUACCAAGCCGGCGCCUUCUACCCCUUCUUCCGGGGGCACGCGCACAUUGAUGCGCGACGCCGCGAGCCAUACCUCGCCGGCGAGCCGUACACGACCAUCAUCGCCGCGGCGCUUCGGCUGCGCUACAGCCUGCUGCCGUCGUGGUACACUGCGUUCCGGCACGCCCAUCUGGACGGUACGCCCAUUAUCAAGCCCAUGUUCUACACGCAUCCGUCCGAGGAGGCCGGCCUCGCUAUCGAGGACCAGUUCUUCGUCGGCAACACGGGCCUGCUCGCCAAGCCCGUCACGGAGAAGGAGAAGACGACGGUCGAUGUGUGGAUCCCCGACGGCGAGGUCUACUAUGACUACUUUACGUACCAGGUCAUCCCGACAGUCAAGGGCAAGACGGUCACGCUGGAUGCGCCGAUGGAGAAGAUCCCGCUGCUGAUGCGCGGCGGGCACGUGUUUGCGCGCCGCGACGUGCCGCGGCGCUCGAGCGCGCUCAUGCGCUGGGACGACUACACGCUCGUCGUGACGGUGCCGCGGGAAAACAAGGUCGCCGAGGGCGACCUGUACGUCGACGACGGAGACUCGUUUGAGUACCAGAACGGCCAGUACAUCCACCGCCGGUUCGUCUACGACGGCGCGGCCAAGAGCCUCAGCUCGGUGGAUGCCGAGGGCCGCGACGCGGCCUCGAUCCGGGAGGGCGCGUGGAUGAAGCAGAUGCGCUCCGUGGGCGUGGGCAAGAUCGUGGUGGUCGGCGCGCCGGCCAGCUGGGCGGGCAAGAAGAGCGUCAAGGUAGAGAGCGAGGGCAAGGUCUGGGAGGCCAGGAUGGAGUUUACGCCUGCUGGGCAGGGCAGAGCCGCGUUCGCGGUGAUCAAGAAGGUGGGCGUGAGGAUCGGGGCGGAUUGGAAGGUCGAGUUUUGAUUUCCACCACUGGGCUUGUGCGUAUUUUUGUUGGAGUAGGUUCUCUCUCUCGUAUUAUUCGACUUUUUGUUUUGGGCCCCGUUAUGUCGGUCAUGGUGGAGCCUCGCAAGCAUCCUGUUUUCGAA